AUGGAACACUCGAAGAUGGUGAAUGCGGUGUCGAUGGAGUCUUUGGACAACUGCUCGACCAUCUCCUCGUUGGAAGCUCCCUCACAGGUGGGUUUGGGUGUUGUAGUAUUGGGGGUGUUAAAAUAAUUCUGUGCUCUCUCUAAAAGAAAAAUUUUACAGUUUUGGGGCACAGAAUUAUUUGAACAACCUAAUGGAUAUAAAUUUAUGUUGCCAUAGACGAAAGGUUAUGUUGUAGUAGAUUAUAGGUUAUAUUGUAGUAGGUGAAACUUGUACUAGAUAUUGGAAUAGGUAAAAGCUGAUUUUAGAAUAGGUAAAAAGUUAAAUUUCAUAUCUACAAGCUUGAAAAAAUGUAUCACUUAUCCUUUUUUUAUAAUAAUAUGAUGAUUUAUAUAACUUCAGGUACGUACUCUGUUCGUUUCGGGUCUGCCGGUCGAUUGCAAGCCUCGUGAGCUCUAUCUCCUCUUCCGUGCCUACAAUGGCUACGAGAACUCACUCCUGAAAGUAACCAACAAAAAUGGCAAGAUCGGCGCUCCAGUUGGUUUCGUCACCUUUGCCACACGUCAGGAUGCUGACGAUGCAUGUAAGAAGCUUCAGAAUGUGCGAUUCGAUCCAGACACGAACACCGUGAUCCGUCUGGAGUUGGCCAAGUCUAAUACUAAGGUCCCAAAGCCAAAGCAGCCAUCUCCACCGAUCGUGUCACCAGCAGCCAUUGCGGCCGCUUUACUGCCAGGACAAAGCCAACCGGCGCAAUAUCUGACACAGACUCUGACUAAUCAAACAGCUGAGCUACAGGGACUGGUCGACCAUUUGACAUACUUCAAUGAUCAACCUUUGUUCGGUCUUCCAGUCAAUCCAUACUCUCAGUCGCUUCAUCUUCUCCCUAACGCAGCUCAAGCCAACGGCCAUAACCUCUUGAAUCAGCAAGCUUUGGCCGCUGCUUUUGCCCAAAUCCAACAGCAACAACAACAACUUCCGCUAAAUCAUCUGUUGGCAGCUGCAGCGCAACAGGCCGCUCCUCAGGUCAGUUCGAUGAAUCCGCCAUGUACAACAUUGUUCGUCGCCAACCUUGGCACGAAUGUGACAGAAGACGAGGUGAGGAACGCCUUCAAGCAGUACUCUGGCUUCUCGCGCAUCCGAAUGCAUCAUAAGGGCAGCUCGUCGUCGGUGGCCUUUGUGGAGUAUAUUACAGUACAUCACGCCGCCAUCGCACUACAAGGCCUACAGGGCUACCAGUUGAACAAUGGCAACUCGAUUCGGAUAGAAUACGCCAAAGCUAAGAUGGGGGAGACCAACAACAACACCGCCAACGGCAUCAAGGCUGAUGUUUAA
This is a messenger RNA of Bursaphelenchus okinawaensis, 1329 nucleotides long. NCBI's taxonomy places the organism in Eukaryota, Metazoa, Nematoda, Chromadorea, Rhabditida, Aphelenchoididae. The record is from the annotation of a GenBank genome assembly.